UAUUGGUGUAUUAGGUAGGAGAUAACUCCAUCGAUCUGCCAGAUGCCAAUGUGCUGAUCCAAGUGUCUUCUAUGUAUGGCUCGCGUCGCCAAGAGGCGCAACGUCUGGGCCGCAUUCUCAGAGCCAAAAAGGGUCAGCCCAAACCAGGACCAGAGGACUACAACGCUCACUUCUACUCUCUGGUUUCGAAGGACACAGCUGAGAUGUAUUUCUCCACCAAACGACAGCAGUUUUUGGUGGACCAAGGGUACGCCUUCGAGGUAAUCGACAAGGUUCCAGGUAUGGACAAGUACGGUAUUCUCACUAAAGCGCAGGAGAAGAACUUGCUAGCGGCUGUACUGGAUGCGAUGGACAACGAAACACAAGAAGAGGAUCUCAGCGGGUUCGAUCCAGAUACCGUGGGCCGUAAGGCGGGCAGGAGGAAGGGUAAUCUGUCGGGGUUGAGCGGAGGAGAAGGCAUGGUCUACAAUGAGUACAAAAGUAAACAGCCGAAGGCUCGGCACGCUCUGUUCAAGCACAGAGACAAGCGGUGAGAAGCACAGAGACAAGCGAUGAGGACGUGCUCGAUACUGACUACGCCACACUCGAUCAUCACUUGAUCUCUGGUUGCUCAUGUAAUCCCCGCGUAUUAUGAACCGCACGAUAGCUACAUGUACGUGGCAUUUGGUGAAAAGUGUACCGUUUCUACCAAUGACCACAAAGGAUGGGUCAGCGAUCGGUGACAGCUCACUUAAGGCUUUAUGUGAUGACCGCAUGACAAGUGAUGCACGAGCGCAAAGUGUGGAUAGCCUUGUAACGACGCACCUGUGGCCGAAAAAGUAUCGUCGUAUUGAACCAUUGACACUCAAUCCGCUGAGCGAUACUGUACAUGUGCCCGUGUGUAUAUGAAUGUUUACUCACUACCCCUGCACCUACAGUCACCCCAAAUUUUUAUAGCUUUCAUCCUAGAUCAGCUCUAGAUGCAUGCCAACGUAGCCAAAUUUCAAAAGCCGUUCGUGUUUGGAUUCCAAGAUCGUCGGUGAAUCGUACUCGCAACUUUGUAAAUGUUAAAGAGUUCGCACCGAUCAUCUUCAUAUUACUAUCUGUAGAGGUGCCAGUUGUAACAUCAGACAGCAACCAACUGCAUACACCUCUAAAAGCUCGUCUUUUUUACAGAGCUUAUAGCACAAACCGUUAGUUAUGAGUAGUUCAUAAUUAUCCGCCGAUUCGUAGAGAACAUCGAGUAGCGAGUAAUCGCUGCACUAACUCGUGCCGCACUAUUCGAGAUUCAAAUUCCGAGCACAGUUUGACUGAAUUACAUGUACGAUUCAACUCGGAUCCAAAAAACACACUGUUCCUUUAUUCAUGCUGAGAGCCCCAUGGAUGUCUGCAGGGAGAUAUUGUGGACUUGAAGAGAAAUUACAAUGUAUUUGUGAGGGCUUGUUAUUACUAGCAAAGGGAUCAAUAAACAUCAUGCACGACAC
Sphaeroforma arctica JP610 is the source of this 1463-nucleotide messenger RNA. RefSeq lists its product as hypothetical. Gene Ontology annotation, biological process: nucleotide-excision repair; transcription initiation at RNA polymerase II promoter. Lineage: Eukaryota; Ichthyosporea; Ichthyophonida. The record is from RefSeq and is a predicted model, not a curated record. The transcript has 4 exons. Bases 72 to 533 code for a protein of 153 amino acids. Gene Ontology annotation, molecular function: 3'-5' DNA helicase activity. Gene Ontology annotation, cellular component: transcription preinitiation complex; nucleotide-excision repair factor 3 complex; transcription factor TFIIH holo complex.